AUGCCAACAUACGAGUGCCUUACAUGUCAUACUACUUACACUUCGGGAAAAGCCAGCCUGUUUUAUACAACAAAGAUAGCAAAAUGCCCGGACUGUCAACAGAAUGAAGCUGAUGAGGCAGAGAGAAAGAGAGCAGACCUGGAACAGGCGAAUCGAUCAUUGGCAAAGGCCGAGGUAAAAGUGAAUCAAUUACAAGAACAAGCGAAUCAAUUACGAGAACAAGCGAAUCAAUUACUGGAACAAAGGCACACAGAAGUAUUACAAGCUAAGGCUGAAAAAAAGGAGGCAGAAGCUGUAUUAAGGGCUCAACACAAAAGCGAAAUGAAUGCUUUAAAGGCUGAUGAAGAAAAAAAGAGGAAACUUGAUGUUCAAAUACAACAAGAUAAAACAGAAGCUGUUUUAAGAGCUGAGCAUAGAAAGGAAAUUGAUGCUUUGAAGGCUGGUGAAGAACAGAAAAGAAAAGAUGUCCAAGCUCAAAAAGAUAAAGCAGAAGCUGUAUUAAGAGCUGAGCAUAAAAAGGAAAUUGAUAUUUUGAAGGCUGACGAAGAAAAGAAAAGGAAAAAUAUUGAAGCGAACCUAUCACUCAAAGCUGAUUAUGAAAAAGAAAUAAUGAGAGGACAACAUGAAAAGGAGUUGUGGGAGAUAGAAAGUAAAGCUGAGCUUGAAUUGGCUAAAAUGGAGACUGAGAAGGCAGUAUUGCAAAAAGACAAGGAUUUGAUAAUUGCUAAAACCACACUUGAAAAACAAGAGCUGGCACUGAAAACUCAUAAAGAAAAGGCUGUUUUUGAGAAACAGUUUAAAGAAAAAUACGAUUCAGCAGUAGUUGAAAAAGAAAAGGAAAUAAUAAAGAGUGAAGCUGAGAAGAAGAAACUUGAGAUGGAGCUGCAGAACAAACUUGACUUGGCACGUACUGAAGCUGAUAGGCAAAAGUAUGAAACUGACAAACAAGCAGGUCUGGUCAGGAAGAAAAUGGAAAUAGCUCAGCAACAGUUUGAAGAUAGAAAGAAAAUGGCCGAAUCAAGUAAGGCAUUGAUAUUUAAAAUGGAAGAAAAAAGGUUAGCAAGUAUGACAGAAAUGCAUCAAAUGAAGAAUGAGUUUUUAAAGGAGAUAAUCCGUGAUUCGAAUGACCAAGUUGCUACAUUUAAAGAGUUGGAAGGUCAUUUUUCAGCACCAAAAGACAUUAGCUCUAAAGAUGCCUACGAGGCUGUUGUGAACAUUGAUCAAGCCUACAGCCAUACAGCUAGUAUUGCUGCACCCAUGUAUAAGCAGUUGACUGCUAUUGGUACAUGUGACGAAUCCCCUCCUGGUACAGGUGGCACAAUGAAAACACCCAUAGAUGACUCUCAAGAGCAAUUAGCAGAUGCCACAAAUGGCUCAACUUAA
This is a messenger RNA of Amphimedon queenslandica, 1383 nucleotides long. RefSeq names its product vicilin-like seed storage protein At2g18540. The record is from RefSeq and is a predicted model, not a curated record. Lineage: Eukaryota; Metazoa; Porifera; Demospongiae; Haplosclerida; Niphatidae. The transcript has a single exon. Bases 1 to 1383 code for a protein of 460 amino acids.